AUGGGGUUGUUGUUUGUAUUAUUGGGGGUUUUUUGUUGGGGGGGUGGGGUUGUGUUUGGGGUUGGUGGGGGGGGUGGGGUGGGGGGGGGGGUGGGGUUUGGGUUGGGGGGGGUGUUGGGUGGUGGGGUGUGGGGGGGGGGGUGGUGGUGGGGGGGUGGGGGGGGGGGGGGGGGGGUGUUGGUGUGUGUGGGGGGUGUGGGGUGUGGGUUGUUUGUUUUUAGGGAUGGUGUUUGGGUUAGUGUUAGUGGUUGGUGUUGUGUUGUUUGGGUGGUGUUGUGGUUGGUGGUGGUUUGGUUGGUGUUUGUGGUUGGUUUGGUGUGGUUGGGUGGUGUUGUGGUUGGGUGGUGUGUGGUUGGGGGUGGUGUUGUGUUGGUGGUGAUGUUGUUGUGGUUUGUGGUUGGUGGUUUUGUUGUUGUGUGGUGGGGUUGUAGGUUGGGGUUUUUUGGUUGGUGUGUUGUGGUUGGUGUUUUGGUGGUGUUUUUGUUGUUGGGGUGGUGGGUUGUGGUUGUGGUGUUGUGGUUGGUGUGUUUUUGGUUGGGGUGGUUUUGUUUUGGUGUUUUGUGUGGGGGGGGUGUGGUUGGUUGGGGGGGGGGGUGUGGGUUGGUUUUGGGGGGGUGGGGGGGGGGGGGGGGGGGGGGGUGUGUGGUGGGUGUUUUUGUGGGUUGUGGGGUGUGGGGGUGGUGGGGGGGGGUUGGUGGGGGGGGGGGGGUGGGUGUGGGGGUUUGUGUUGUGGUUGGGGUGGUUAUGGGUUUUGGUGGUGGUGUGAGUUGUUGGUGGGAUAGGUUUGUUGUUUGUUGUGGAGGUGGUUUUGUGGGUUGGGUGGGGUUUGGGUGGGGGGUGGGUUUGGGUUUGUUGUGGGUGUGUGGUUGUGAGAAUGUGGGGAGUGUAGUGGGAGAGAGAAGGGGGAGAGAUGAGUGGAGUGAGAGGUUGGAGAGUGUGUGGUGUGUGUGUGUGUGUUUGGGGUGUGGGUGUGGUGUGUGUGUGGGUGUGUGUUGUGUAGUGUGGGUGUGUGUAGUUGAGUGGUUUGUGUGUGGGUGUGAGUGGGUUUUGGUUUGUUGGGGGGGGGAGGGUGGGGGUGUGUGGGGGGGGUGGGGUUUUGGGUGGGGUGGUUGGGGGGUGUUGGUUUUGGUUGUGGUUGGGGGUGUUGUGGGGUGUGGUGGGGGUUUGGGUGGGGGUGGUGGGAGGGUAGGGGGUUUUGGGUGGUUUGUGAGGGUUAGGGGGGGGUUGAGAGGGGGGGGGGGGUGGUUUGGGUGGUGGUGUUUGGGGUGGUUGGGUGUGGGAGGUGUUAGUGGGGUGGGGUGUGGUGUGGUGGGGUGUGUGGUUUGUGGGGUUGGUGGGUGUUAUGGGGGGUGUAUUGGUUUGGUGGUGGGGGGGGGGGGGGGUUUUUUGGGUGGGGGGGUGUGGGGGGGUGGUUGGGUGUUUGUGGUUGGUUGGGGGGGGGGGGGUGUUGGGGGGGUGUGGGGGGGGGUUGGAGGGGUUUGGUGGGGGUGGGGGGUGGGGGGGGGAGGGUGUGGGUUGUGUGGGGGGGGGGGGGGUGUUGGUUGGGUUGUGUUUAGAAUGGGAAGUGGAGUUGGGAUGAGGGGGGGGGGGUAUGGUUUGAUAGAAUGA
Knipowitschia caucasica is the source of this 1608-nucleotide messenger RNA. The record is from the annotation of a GenBank genome assembly. Lineage: Eukaryota; Metazoa; Chordata; Actinopteri; Gobiiformes; Gobiidae.